ACCAACGUAAUAUAUUCGUAAAUGAAUAAAUUAAAAAAAAGUUUGUAAAUAGACACUUCUGAGAUUGUACAUUUUAUCUGAUAAAACUUAAGAAAUAAGAAAACAUGUAGAACAUAUUUAUUUAAAGAUGAAUCAUAAGAGAGUAUUACGUAAAUGCGUGCAAUAUAGUAGUCUGAUUAUCUCUAAAUCUAACCUAUUACACUUUGUAAAAUUUUCAAGUAGAAACAUGUCUACGGAUAAUAAAAUUCUAGAAGAAUCUAAAUCUAUUUUAAAAGACAUGUAUUUUGCUGGUGUUAAAGCAGUUUCGCCAAAAGCUCUUGUAAUAAAUAAAGUUAAAUGCAAAGAUGGGAUAUUACAAGUUUCUGAUCAAAGUUUUCCAUUAAAAGAGAAUGUUUAUUUGGUUGGCUUUGGUAAAGCUGUGAUGGGUAUGUCGAUAGUUUUGGAGUACAUACUUGGUGAUCGUUUGAAAAAAGGUAUAGUCAGUGUGCCUUCUGCAUCGACAGAUGCAAUGUGGGAGUCCGAAGACAAAUCUUAUUUUCCCAAAUUAGCAUCUAGCGUGGUCGAAUAUCGUGAAGGUAGUGUAAAUAAUCAACCAGAUGACAGAUGUCUCAACACAACACACGAUAUUAUAGAUUUGGUAGAAUCAUUGACAGAAAAUGAUAGUUUAAUCGUACUAAUUUCGGGUGGAGGAUCCGCAUUACUGUAUAUGCCAAGACCAAUAAUUGAUCAGGAAGACAAAUUGCUUCUUUGUAAAACACUUCAAAAUGCAGGUGCUGAUAUCAAAGAAUUGAACACAGUAAGAAUGAAGUUAUCUAUGGUAAAAGGUGGUGGUUUGGCUAGAAUGGCUUAUCCAGCCUCUAUUAUCACUUUAAUUUUAUCCGAUAUAGUGGGUGAUCCUAUAGAUUUAAUUGCUAGUGGCCCAACAGUAUAUAAUAGUAAAGCACCUAGGCAAGUAAGAGCUGUGUUAAAAAAAUAUGAUUUAUUUGAUAAAUUAGAAGGAGACGUAAAGAAAGCUAUUACAUCUAAAGAAACUUUUAAAGAUAAGCCUCUAUUGACUGGAAGAAGAAAACAAAAAGCAUUUAAACAUGUAAAUAAUAUUAUUCUGGGAAAUAAUGAAGUGGCUGUCCAAGCAGCUGCUCUCGAGGCACAGCGCAAACAGUUAACUCCAAUAAUAUUACGAACAGAUGUUACAGGCAAUGUACACGAUGUGAGUUUAGCAUACGCUCAUAUAACAAGUUUAAUAUGUCUUGUAUUAGAUAAAACAUUGGAGAGAGAAGAAUUCUUUGAAAAAGUAAAAGAUACUCCAGUACUUUCAUUACCUACUACUAAAGUGGAUGAAAUUUAUAAUUUGAUUGAAAAUGUGAGUGGCGAAGGAAUAGUAUUGAUUGGUGGAGGAGAACCAACAGUAAUAGUUAAAGGAGAAGGAAAGGGUGGUAGAAAUCAAGAACUAGCUUUACAUUUUUCCUUAGACUGGUUAGCAAAGAUUAAGAGUAAUCCCCGAUUUGCUGAGUAUGAUGUAAUAAUGUUAAGUGCAGGCACAGAUGGUCAAGAUGGUCCAACUGAUGCAGCAGGAGCAUUCGGUUAUCCUGCUAUUGGACCAAUAAUUCAUGAUGUGUAUGCAAAAGCAAAAUUCUUAGCUUCAGAAGGAAUAGUUCAGCUAGAGAUGAAGAAAGAAGCUAUAAAAAAAAAAGAAGAAGAACGACAACAAUUAGAACAACAACAGCCUCAGGAAAUAUGUAAAAAACACGAACUGAGUGGCUUUGUGAUACUAAAAAAGGAGGAUACACAAAACAAAGUAAAAGAUGAUAAAGUAACAGAAAAAGAAGGUGCUUCUGAUCCAGAAAAUGCAGAUGAUUUGGAAGAAGUACUUCCGCUGAUAUAUCUAACAAUGGAAGUGGAGCGUAUGUUGCCUGAAAAUGCUUUAAACGAUAACGAUACAUAUAAUUUAUAUUCGCGAUUUAAAAAGGGUUCAGAAUUACUGAAAACUGGCUUCACUGGCACUAAUGUUAUGGAUUUACACUUUAUUUACAUCAAAAAACGAAAGUGUGACUGUAAAAUAGAUUUUAUCGAAAAAGAGGUGUCUGAAAAUGCUUUAGACAAUCAUGAUUUGUAUAUUGAUCCUUCAACUAUUGAAAGAUACAGAAGAAUGCGUACAAAGAUACCUUUUGACUGGGAUCAUUACUUACGUAGACCAACGCAUAUUGUUAAAGAUGAGGCUGAUCAUGUCAAUAUAAAAAUUAUUGAUGAUAAUUUGGCAGAACCAUGUUGCCGCAAAGAUAGAAAAUUUCCACUUAAAAAUCAUUUAAAAGACAAAGAUCUACCACUAUGAUGUAUUUUAUUAAAAAAAAUAUCAAUAUUAUAUUGGUCAAAUCAAUUUAGUAUAAAUCGAAAAUUUUAUAUGUUCAAAAAUAUAUGUAUAAAUCACAAUGUAAUUAUAUAUUGAAUAAAUAGUAUAUUCAUUCAAAUUAUCAUCAAACUUUAAAAAAUAUAAAAUGCAGUAAUUGUCACAUUGAUUAUUUAAAUAUGUAAGAUUCAUAAUUCGCUUAACUUUUUGUAGAUAGAAGAGCAACAUAUAAAAUACAUGCAACCAUAUAUAUAUAUAUAUAUAUAUAUAUACAAUACGCAUUCCGUUACAAUGAAUUAAUUUAGUUACAAAUUUUGUGAUUAUAAUUUUGACAUUCAUUUAUGACUAAUAGUUAAACUUAAAUAAUUUACAGAUAAUACAUAAAAGUGUAAAAGUGUCACGCUAUUGUAUUUUUAUAUGCAUGCGUACAGAUUCACACACGCACGCGCAUACGCAAUGUACAAUUUAAUAUUUUUGUUUACCGGUGCAUGUAAUAUGUGAGAAAUUUCUAAUAUAAAUAUUAUCACUA
Molecule: messenger RNA, 2873 nt
Organism: Hylaeus volcanicus
Lineage: Eukaryota; Metazoa; Arthropoda; Insecta; Hymenoptera; Colletidae
Product: glycerate kinase
Exons: 2
Coding region: 128-2329 (733 amino acids)
Biological process (GO): protein phosphorylation
Cellular component (GO): cytoplasm
Molecular function (GO): glycerate kinase activity
Source: RefSeq, a predicted model, not a curated record